AUGUUGUAUUGCAUUGCUGUUUCUUUUGUAUGUCUUACUACCUUAGCAGUUCAUGCUGAGGAGUUUCUUCCAGUUCAUGGUAAACGAGCGUCUGAUAUUUGUUAUGGUGAAUAUGGAUGCUUUACUACGGCAAAACCAUUCGGUAAAAAUAAUUGUUGUUAUUAUGUAUUAAUAAAGUAUAUUGAUUUAAAACUAGGUGGUACAUUACAACGACCAUUCUCCCUUUUGCCUGAUCGACCUGAUGUGAUCAGAGCUACAUUCUAUUUGUAUACAAGAGAUUCGCGUAAAACUCGUACUGAAAUUAGUCGUUACACAAAUCUUGGUUCAUGGAGUGCAAACAAGCCAACCAAAGUUUGCAUUCAUGGCUUCGUAGAUAGUAUGAAUACACCAUGGUGGAUAGAUAUGAAAAAUGCUUUGCUCGACGCGGAAGAUGUUAAUGUGAUUUUGGUUGAUUGGUCCAAUGGUAAUGGAUUUCCAUAUACAAAAGCGACAGCAAACACUCAAGUAGUUGGUGCUGAAAUUGCUUUACUUAUCAACUAUAUGAUCGAGGACCACGGCGCUAAAGCUGCAGAUUUUCAUGUUAUUGGUCAUUCACUUGGUAGUCACGUUUCAGGAUAUGUUGGAAAACGAGUUGCUGGACUUGGCAGAAUAUCGGGGUUGGAUCCUGCUGGUCCUUAUUUUGAAAAUACUGAUCCAGUAGUUCGUCUAGAUCCUACUGAUGCUUUAUUUGUUGAUGUUAUUCAUACUGAUGGUGCUCAUAAUCUUCUUCUUGGACUUGGUACUCUUCAACGAAUGGGUCAUGCUGACUUUUAUCCUAAUGGUGGUUAUGAUCAACCUAGUUGUUCAAAGACAUCAGGCAAAAUAUUAAAUCUUAUUCUUCAACUCGGAACAAUGAAUGUUGAUGGCUUUUUGGUAACAUCAUUAUGUAGCCAUUUGUCUGCUGUAUAUUUUUUUACUGAUUCAGUUCGUAACCAAUGUCCAUAUGUAGGCUAUUCAUGUAGUAACUUUGAUGAUUUUAUUGCGGGUAAAUGUUCAUUGNUUUCUUGA
Molecule: messenger RNA, 1047 nt
Organism: Rotaria sp. Silwood2
Lineage: Eukaryota; Metazoa; Rotifera; Eurotatoria; Philodinida; Philodinidae
Source: the annotation of a GenBank genome assembly